AUGGAGAGAUUGUAUUCUGAUCAUUUCCCUAUAUCGUUAUCUGGGAAUGUGAGGCGUGCUAGAAAAAAACCUUUUAGGUUUGAAAAGAUGUGGCUUAAGGUAGAUGGUUUUGGGGAACGAGUACGGACUUGGUGGAUGUCUUAUGACUUCAGGGGAUCUCCCAGUUAUGUGUUGGAUUGCAAAUUGAAAGCGUUGAAAAUAGAUCUAAAGAGGUGGAAUGAGGAAUUGGUGGGAGAUGUUAACCAUUGCAAAACUCAAUGCUUAUCGGUCAUUGAGGAGCUGGAUAGGAGGGAGGAAAGUAGAGGACUGACAGGGGAAGAGAGGGUGACACGAGGAGAAUUAAGGGAAGAAUUGGAGAGGUUGGUGGAGAUGGAGGAGAUUACUUGGCGUCAGAAAUCUAGGAUCAAGUGGUUGAAAGAGGGGCACAAAUGCACCCGCUUUUUCCAUAGGGUUGCGAACUUCAAUAGGCGCAACAAUUCUAUUAAUAUGUUGAAGGUAGAAGGCGUUACCUUUGAGGAUCUACAUGAGAUCGGGACCCAAAUGGUAAGCUUAUAUCAGAACCUGUAUCAGGAGCAGUUUGACUGGAGGCCAGAAUUGGAAGGGCUUGAGUUUUCUUCUAUAUCUGAGGAGGAAGCCAGCUAG
Olea europaea var. sylvestris is the source of this 642-nucleotide messenger RNA. RefSeq lists its product as uncharacterized. The coding region runs from base 1 to 642 and encodes 213 amino acids. NCBI's taxonomy places the organism in Eukaryota, Viridiplantae, Streptophyta, Magnoliopsida, Lamiales, Oleaceae. The record is from RefSeq and is a predicted model, not a curated record. The transcript has a single exon.